Messenger RNA from Aplosporella prunicola CBS 121167, 320 nucleotides. RefSeq lists its product as uncharacterized. NCBI's taxonomy places the organism in Eukaryota, Fungi, Ascomycota, Dothideomycetes, Botryosphaeriales, Aplosporellaceae. The record is from RefSeq and is a predicted model, not a curated record. The annotation marks the transcript as partial. The transcript has a single exon.
CAUGACGGGCACAGGCAAUGAACAGAAAGCGAAAAGAAAAGAAAGCAGUCAACCACACAGCGGCGAUAGCGAGUCCAAGGCCUGCCUCACUAAGCAGAGACACAACGAAGCCGGACGGACAAAGAAAGAGAGAGAGAGAGAGAGAGCGAUAUCAAUCACUCAAGCCAACAAACAAACAAAACAAGCAGGCAGCGCGCCCGAUAUAUGGCGGACGCCAGACACCCCAUCCAUCCCUUCCCCACCAGCCCAGCCAGGCAGCCGACCAACUCAAAACCCACUGAAUCAAUCAAGCAAUCAACCGAUCAAUUGAUCCUUCGACG